Penicillium digitatum Pd1 is the source of this 507-nucleotide messenger RNA. Its product is annotated as transcription factor Zn, C2H2. The record is from RefSeq and is a predicted model, not a curated record. Lineage: Eukaryota; Fungi; Ascomycota; Eurotiomycetes; Eurotiales; Aspergillaceae.
AUGCUUAUCCUGGCUCCUCCUCCGGUUCCUCUUGGGGGGUUUCUCCCGAUUGCUCCUUUGCGGCAUCCCAACAAGUGUCUGCGCGAGCUUGGCGUCCCUUACGACCCGGAGCUUCCUAUCAGCGCUGCUUUUGGAUGGGUCAGUCUACAGCGAGGCUGGAAGCCAGGUUCCAAGACUUGGAAAAAGCACUGGAACUCAUGCAUGACCGCCGAAUAUGACCGCCUGAUUGGCUACCGUGAAGCAAACCUGGCAACAUGGCAGGAGCUAUGUGCCAAAGUUAGCAUCAAGGGUUCGCUGGUUUCUAUCAACCAGUGCAAGAAGGCUCUUGUGCGUGUCCACGUCAACCUUGUUGAUCUCCUUGAUUGCUGGAACUCGGAUCAUACCCCUACUCAGUUUAAAAGCCAGAAAGCCCUUGCUAUCUACACAGAGGCGAACAACAAGUUCUUUGGUCGUCACAUCGCCAAACAGGACAAGGUCCUCCGAGUUCUUCUGCGGCACAUUCUCUAA